This is a messenger RNA of Cololabis saira (Pacific saury), 905 nucleotides long. It is a transcript of the gene mrpl18, whose product is annotated as mitochondrial ribosomal protein L18. Gene Ontology annotation, biological process: translation. NCBI's taxonomy places the organism in Eukaryota, Metazoa, Chordata, Actinopteri, Beloniformes, Belonidae. The coding region runs from base 169 to 747 and encodes 192 amino acids. The record is from RefSeq and is a predicted model, not a curated record. The transcript has 4 exons. Gene Ontology annotation, molecular function: structural constituent of ribosome; 5S rRNA binding. Gene Ontology annotation, cellular component: mitochondrion; ribosome.
CCGAGCAGCACCAGUAAAUGUCAAGAUGGCGCUCCUCAUGUCAAUGUGAAGUUGUGUGAAAUAACCGUGAACAACAGCCGAUUUGACUGUUUCUAAAGACAGAAAGCGUCUUCGGAUGGUAACACAGACAGCAUUUGGAUUAGUGAGGUGAACGCGGCUCAACACGGGAUGGCUUUCGGGGAACUUAGUCGCAGCGUCCGCUUGUUGUUGGGUCGGAUUCACCGCUGCGGUUCCGUCGCUGUUCCUGCAAACCAGACGGCGCGGUGUGUGAGCGGAGCGGCCGCCCGGCCGGAGCCGGAGCCCAGCACGGAGGAGAACGGAGCCGUGAACCCCACGUUUGAGAACAGAAACCCGCGGAACCUGGAGCAGCUGGCGCUGGCUGUGAAGGACCGAGGCUGGAAGACCACGUGGCCGCACCGGCAGUUCUACCACAGGCUGAAGUUCUCUCGCAGCCAACACCAUGUGACAGCAGAGGUGUUCUCCUGCAGCUCUCCUGUCCCAGUGCUGUCCUGUUCCACCAGAGAGUGGGCGGUGAAGAGGGAGCUGGCCUCCACUAACUGUGUGGCAGCAUGUCAGGCUGUGGGGGAAGUGCUGGCGCAUCGAUGCCAGCAGGCCGGGAUCACCAGAAUGGUCUACAGAGCCAUUCCUUGGACAUACCGCUCGGAUGCUGUUCAAGCUUUCAGGACUGCAAUAAAAGAGGGAGGAGUCACCCUUAGUGAGCCCAGAAGGAAAUAUAUCGGCACCUGAAUUUGUCCAUCAUGUCAUGUUUGAUCAAUGCUUUGUCUAAUUCCCUGCUCUUCUGUCAAUUAUUACUGUACAGAUAUUACGAUUACCAACAAUACAGAGAAUGCAAGGAAUUAUAAGGCAGUUUUUGUGUUCUGAUAAGUAAAGUAUUUCUGAUGUCA